AAAAAUGUCUCUUUCCUACAUAAUCACACACUGCCUUCCCUUUGGUGGGAAACCGCCCCACCACCACCACCACCACCUCUCUCACAUCCAGUCCCUCCCUCCCUCGUCCUCCUCCCUCUGUCUGGGCCUCUCUCACCGAGGAGCUGCACAGUAAUGGAGUCCCAUCAUGCAGAAGGUCUCCGUGUUCUCAGCACGGCUUCCAGGCUGGCGUUCAUGUUCAUCGCCGAUCUUUAACUUACUGUAAAGUUUACGCUCUUUUUAUUUUUUGUUUUCAUCCUCAGCACAAGGACUUCUUUCAUACAUUUUUUUUUUCUGCGUCAAGUCUUUUUCCAUGUGUUGAUGUUCAUAUGAGGGGGACUGUUCCAACAUAGAUCAUCAGUUUCUGCGUUUCAGUGCAAGCUGCUUUCUGUUUACACGCAACCCGCAAUGAGAGGACCUCAUUGGGCUUUUUCCUUUUUUAAAGCUGCAACUGUAUCUCCUCUGGAACUUGGUAUGGGCCGUUUUUUUGCUCCCCGGAUGGGUCUUUGGGAGGUGGAAGCACGUGAACCUGUCUGCAGCAGAUAGUUUAGUGAGCUGCUGAGGUUUUAUUUUGAAGGACCUGCGACAUGGGCUGAGCUCCUGUGCUGAGUAUUUAUUCUCCUGAAAGCUGUUCAAUAUUCCGAGGAUGGACAACGGGAAACGGGGGACGGAUGGCACUUAACUCACCGGUUGAACUCUAAUUUAAUAUCCUAACGUCUGCCAAAGUUCUCACGCGCACGCGCACGCACAGGCGCGAGUGGACAGCGGCGCGCGCCCCGGUUUGGAGUUGAAGCGUCGGGCCACUUUUCCGACCAUUGAACCGCGAGGGCUCGCGUUUAGUGUGACGUCACCUGGCUAUCUGCGGAUUCAUUCCUCAUUUUAAUAAGUCAAAUCUCGAUUGUGGAAUAAACGACAGUCUGGUGUUAAAAGACGCAGGCGCAUGUACGCACAAUGUAAAAUUGUUGUAAAAGGGUCAAGUCGGUGGAUGUGGUUUUCCUUUCCACAGAAAGUGGUUUCCACCCAAAUAGCCUGUUAGAACUGCACGUCUGCACUUUUUGGGGGACUGUACUUGAUGCCAGUAGUUCAUCAGAGGGCAUCGGUUUGACGUUUGACGGGACGCAUCUCUGUAUUAUUGCUUUGGAGAUUCAGCUUUAGCCCCCCCACCUCCACCUCCAGUGAACCCCAUCACUUCAGCCGCACCCCCGUAUCCAUCAUCACCACCACCACCACCACCACCAUGUGGCUGCCGCGCGUCGCGCUGCUGCUGCUGCGCUUCUCCGGCGUGCUGCUGGUGGAGGGCUUCAACACGUGCCACUCCAUCAACCUGGACGCGCAGAAGUCGCGGCGCAUCGAGGCGGUCCGCGGGCAGAUUCUCAGCAAGCUGCGCAUCCGCAGCCCGCCGGGCAAAGACGCGGCCCCGCCGCCGGGCCUCGUGCCCGCGGAGGUCAUGCUGCUCUACAACAGCACGCGGGAGCUGCUGAAGGAGCGCGCGCGCCUGGCCGAGUCCGCGUGCGAGCGCGAGAGCAGCGAGGAGGACUAUUACGCCAAAGAGGUGCAGAGGAUCGACAUGCUGCCCCCCCGCACCGACACGAAUGCUGUACAGCCUGCGACCCCCGACCCCCAUUACCGAGUAGUUCACUUUGACGUCAGUGGGGUGGACCUGACCAACAGCACCCUGUUUAAAGCUGAGUUCAGGAUCUUCAGAGCUCCAAACCCGCAGGCCCGGGCCUCAGAGCAGAGGGUGGAGCUCUACCAGCUGCUGAAGCCAGAUGAAGAGAGCACCUCCACCCAACGUUACAUUGACUCCCGCACCGUUCAGCCCAAGGAGAAGGGAUCCUGGAUCUCUGUGGACGUCACCGAAACCAUUAAGGACUGGGUGUCGGAUCCAGAGAACAAUCUUGGCAUGAAGUUGGGCGUCCACUGUCCCUGCUGCACCUUCGUCCCGUCCACCAACAACAUUGUCCCCAACAAGAGUGAAGAGCUGGAGGCUCUCUUUGCAGGUCUGGAUGACGAGCAGCUCCGUCAGAUGAGAAAGCCCGGUCAGGUCAAAGGUCAGGCCGACUUCAGCACCAAGACGCCGCACCUCAUCCUCACCGUGCUGCCCAGCGACAGAGCGGACGACCCGGCCAGGAAGAACCGCAAGAAGAGGGCGGCCGCCACGGACACCACGACCUGCUCCCGCGGCUCGGACCAGGGCUGCUGCCUGCGCUCGCUCUACAUCGACUUCAGGCGGGACCUCAACUGGAAGUGGAUCCACGAGCCCAAAGGCUACAAAGCCAACUUCUGUGCCGGCAACUGUCCGUACAUCUGGAGCGCCAACAACCACUACAACAUGAUCCUGCCGCUGUACAACAAGCUGAACCCCGAGGCCUCGGCCUCGCCCUGCUGCGUCCCUCAGGACCUGGAGCCCCUCACCAUCAUGUACUUCAUAGGCCGCACGCCACGCGUUGAGCAACUCUCCAACAUGGUCGUCAAGUCCUGCAAGUGCCGCUGAGCUUAUCGGAAGAGGCGAGGGAGGAGGAAAGACUUCUGUUGGAUCUCUCACAGCAGACUUUUGAGGUAUUAUUUUUCUGCUCAAGUAUGUGCAUCCUCUGGGACUUUGCGUUUGCUAGAGGACACUGUUGACAACGAAGCACAGCUGUAUUAAACCAGUACUUGGAUAUUAAAGGAGGCGUUGUGUGAUUUGGCCCACAUUUGGUCUCCACGGAAAGGAUUCUUUUUUACCGGGACUUUAAUUCCACCUCGGCCGUUUAUAGGCCUGCGGGCAGCAGGGCCGAGCUCGACGUGUUUGUUUUAGGUUUUGAAGGUGUUGAUGGGGAGGUGGUGGCGUGGAAAAGGUUUGCAGACGGGGAUCUUUAGGCGGGGGAGGCAGGGAGCAGAUAGAAGAGAGAGAGAGAGAGAGGAGCUGUGUCCAGGCGGAGGCCCUGCCAGCUCACUGCGGUUCCAAAGGCUGAAAUCUGCCCGGCGUAAACAGGAUGUGAAAGAUUUCCAGACACCGACCCGACCACUCACGGAACGCUAGAUUUAAACGCUCCCCUCAUCUCCUCUCUCUCUCUCGCUCUCAAUCGCUCUCUGCUGCUCGAGGUUCUGGGAUUUGUGGUGGGAGGAGAGAGGGAGAAAAGAGAGGCUUUGGAAACGAGACCAGGGAUGAAGGUGGUACUUUGCAGCCGUAGCAAAUUUGUACCUAUUUGGGUCUGACUCAAAUAUUCCGUAAUCACACUCUUAUUGUCCUUUUCUCACUGGGCACUUACGAUCUUAUUGUGAAAACACUAUUAUUACAUUUUGUCAUACCUAUUUUCCACCACACACACACACACAGUCUCUCUCUCUCUCUCUCUCUCUCUCUCUCUACACCCAAGUAUCCACAAUGACCACUUUUGACCAAAUGUCUAAAAGGCUGAAAAAAAGAGAAAAACAUCCUUAGGGCAUAUUUUAAAUAUAGUCUCCGGUAUGCCAGUGGUUUGGUUUCUGUUUGUGUGCGUGUGUGUGUGUAUGUGUGGGUGUGUGUGUGUGGGCACAGAAAUGACUCCCUGGCUAUCGUUGUAAUUUGAAUUAUGUUUGUGACUCGGGGGGGUUUCUCCCUGCGAGUGAGAUUUCUUUUCUUUUUUUUUAGGACGGAAGAACUUAAGGAGACGCAAUAAACUCGAUGUGUUAAGUUCUUAUAUUUUUAAAUAAAGAGAUAAACAGUUCUCCAGCAAUCGCAGUAAAAUAGUUGCUUCCACGCCGCAGCGAGAAUGCAGCCUCCCACCCGAGUCAAGCAGCAUCUGUUAGUCCUUUCCACUUAACUACCCCUUGCUAUAUCCAACCUGUACUUAUCCCACGGUGCAGCGCCAUUGCUCCGUCUCACACGGAGUCCUGCUGUCCUUCAGUGGAGAGUCGAUGGACCCCCGCUCUCUCACACACACACACACAAUAAACACGUCUGUUAAAA
This is a messenger RNA of Gasterosteus aculeatus aculeatus (three-spined stickleback), 3949 nucleotides long. It is a transcript of the gene tgfb5, whose product is annotated as transforming growth factor, beta 5. Lineage: Eukaryota; Metazoa; Chordata; Actinopteri; Perciformes; Gasterosteidae. The record is from RefSeq and is a predicted model, not a curated record. Gene Ontology annotation, biological process: regulation of cell population proliferation; transforming growth factor beta receptor signaling pathway. Gene Ontology annotation, molecular function: cytokine activity; growth factor activity; transforming growth factor beta receptor binding. Gene Ontology annotation, cellular component: extracellular region.